Pseudopodoces humilis (Tibetan ground-tit) is the source of this 657-nucleotide messenger RNA. It is a transcript of the gene FGF20, whose product is annotated as fibroblast growth factor 20. NCBI's taxonomy places the organism in Eukaryota, Metazoa, Chordata, Aves, Passeriformes, Paridae. The record is from RefSeq and is a predicted model, not a curated record. Gene Ontology annotation, molecular function: growth factor activity.
AUGGCUCCGCUGGCCGAGGUGGGCGGCUUCCUGGGCGGCCUGGACGGCCUGGGGCAGCCGGUGGGUGCCCACUUCUUGCUGCCGCCCGCCGGGGAGCGCCCGGCGCUGCUCGGAGACCGCCGCGCCCCGGCGGAGCGGGGAGAUCGGCGCGCCCCGGCUGCGGCGGCGGCGGCGGCGGCGGCGGCGGACCUGGCGCACUUGCAGGGCAUCCUGCGGCGGCGGCAGCUGUACUGCCGCACCGGCUUCCACCUGCAGAUCCUGCCCGACGGCAGCGUGCGCGGCACCCGCCAGGACCACAGCCUCUUCGGUAUCCUUGAAUUCAUCAGUGUGGCAGUGGGACUGGUCAGUAUUAGAGGCGUGGACAGUGGCCUUUACCUUGGAAUGAAUGAAAAGGGAGAACUCUAUGGCUCUGAGAAACUAACUUCUGAGUGCAUCUUCAGGGAGCAAUUUGAGGAAAACUGGUACAACACCUACUCAUCCAAUGUGUACAAACAUGGGGAUUCAGGGCGGAGGUACUUUGUAGCACUUAAUAAAGACGGUACUCCCAGAGAUGGGGCAAGGUCCAAAAGACACCAGAAAUUCACGCAUUUCUUACCCCGGCCUGUGGAUCCUGAAAGAGUUCCAGAACUGUACAAAGAUGUGUUAGGAUACAGCUGA